Molecule: messenger RNA, 1202 nt
Organism: Ochlerotatus camptorhynchus
Lineage: Eukaryota; Metazoa; Arthropoda; Insecta; Diptera; Culicidae
Product: NADH-cytochrome b5 reductase 3-like
Exons: 4
Coding region: 161-1120 (319 amino acids)
Molecular function (GO): oxidoreductase activity; FAD binding
Source: RefSeq, a predicted model, not a curated record
UUCUUCUGACAUCAGCCAGCAGUCAGAUCUACCGGGGCCGUAAGGGUGUUGAGUGCAUCGAAUACAUUUGCAUCGUGUUGUUGUUACUUUUUGGAGAUCGUAUUUGAAUAAUUGAUCGAGGUCAACUACAGCGGCAGCAGUUAGUGAUAUCAGCCGAAACAUGUCCGACUUCGAUGUCGUCCCAGUGGCGGUUGGCGUGCUGGUGGUAGUCGCCGGUGCUGUCAUUGCCAACUACCUUCUCAACAGCAGCAAGAAAGACAAAAGCAAAUCCGGCAAGGAUGAAUCGAAAAAGCCCUCCAGCUCCCAGCUGCGAACUCUGGUCGAUUCACAGGAAAAGUACCUGCUUCCACUGAUCGAAAAGGAGGAAAUCUCACACGACACCCGCCGAUUCCGGUUCGGGCUGCCAUCGGCGAAGCACAUCCUGGGGCUGCCGGUCGGUCAGCACAUUCACCUGUCGGCCACCAUCAACGAGGAGCUGGUGAUCCGAGCGUACACUCCGGUUUCCUGCGACGACGAUCACGGCUUCGUGGAUCUGGUCGUCAAGGUGUACCAGAAGGGAGUGCAUCCCAAGUUCCCGGAGGGUGGCAAAAUGUCGCAGCAUCUGGAAAGUUUGGCUAUCGGUGAUCGGAUUGCGUUCCGCGGUCCGUCCGGACGGUUGCAGUACCUGGGUAAUGGCAAGUUUUCGAUCAAGAAGCUACGCAAGGAUCCGGCGCAAAUUUACGAAGCCGAUAUGGUCAGCCUGAUUGCCGGUGGAACUGGCAUCACCCCUAUGCUACAGUUGGUUCGUGAAAUCCUCAAGCACGCCGAUACGGACAAGACUAAGCUGUCUCUCAUCUUUGCUAACCAGACCGAAGAUGACAUUCUGCUUAAACCCGAAUUGGACGACCUGGUUGCUCGCUAUCCGGACCAGUUCAAACUGUGGUACACCUUGGAUCGCCCGAAACCCGAAUGGACCCAAGGUCAGGGCUUCAUCAACGAUCAAAUGAUCAAGGAGCACCUAUUUGAACCAUCCUCGAACACUCUGGUGCUGAUGUGUGGCCCUCCGCCGAUGGUCAACUACGCUUGCAUUCCAGCACUGGAAAAGCUGGGCUACCAGAUGGAUCGUACCUUCGCUUAUUAAGUUAUUAACAAUCUCCCUCACCCGUUCCGAGAACAUCGAAAAGACAUGGUUCAUACAUUAUUACAUUUGAAUCUUACAAAAA